AUGAACGAAAAGGAAGGAGCAGUGCCUAGCAGCGCACAGUCUGCAGUGCUUAUGCGCUCCGAGCCCCUGCCUUCAGAAGCAGUAGAGGCCAUUGGCCCGCAGUUUGAAAAGCAAGAUCCCAACGAUCUAAAUGCACUGAUGGGCAGCUUGGCAACGGUUGGCUUUCAAGGCACAUCCGUUGCCGAAGCUGUUCGCAUUAUUGAGCGAAUGCGUACAUGGCGUUUGAGCGAAGACCCCUCGUACAACCCAGCUGAAGACGAACAUUCUCAACUCCCCAAGGACGAUCCUGCGCACCCAACGAAUGUUCGCUGCACGAUUCUUCUCGGUUAUACUUCCAACCUUAUUUCGUCGGGGCUUCGUGAAGUAAUCCAUUUCCUUGUCAAAAACAAGUUCGUGUCAGGCAUCGUGACUACCGCGGGCGGUGUCGAAGAGGACAUUAUCAAGUGCCUUGGACCAACUUAUCUGGGCAGUUUCCAUUUGGACGGUGCGACACUCCGGAAACGCGGCCUCAACCGAAUUGGCAAUUUGAUUGUACCCAAUGACAACUAUUGCAAGUUUGAGGACUGGGUCAUGCCGAUUCUCGAUAGAAUGCGUGCUGAGCAGGACUCAGCACCUCCCGAAUCCAAUGGAGAACGCUUCGCUUGGACGCCAAGUCGCGUCAUUGAGCGUUUGGGUCACGAGAUCAAUGAUGAACGCAGUGUAUAUUACUGGGCAGCAAAGAAUCAAAUUCCUGUAUUCUGUCCUGCACUUACCGAUGGCUCACUUGGUGAUAUGAUCUACUUUCAUUCAUACAAAAAUCCAGGCCUCACAAUCGAUCUCGUGCGUGACAUCCGCCGGCUCAAUGACAUGAGUGUGAAGGCGAAGAAGGCCGGUAUCAUUAUCCUCGGUGGCGGCGUUUGCAAGCACCAGAUUGCAAAUGCCAUGCUCUUUCGGAAUGGUGCUGACUAUGGCGUCUAUAUUAACACAGGUCAGGAGUUCGAUGGCUCCGAUAGCGGCGCUCGGCCUGACGAAGCCGUUAGCUGGGGCAAGCUUAAGAGUAAGGAGAAUGGCGGCGAUACCGUCAAAGUGUUUUGUGACGCCACCAUUGUUUUCCCAUUUAUCGUUGCGCAGACCUUUGGGCGCGCAUAUUGGGCACAGCAGCUUCCAAAAGUAACUUCAUAG
Molecule: messenger RNA, 1161 nt
Organism: Malassezia globosa CBS 7966
Lineage: Eukaryota; Fungi; Basidiomycota; Malasseziomycetes; Malasseziales; Malasseziaceae
Exons: 2
Coding region: 1-1161 (386 amino acids)
Biological process (GO): peptidyl-hypusine biosynthetic process
Cellular component (GO): cytoplasm
Molecular function (GO): deoxyhypusine synthase activity
Source: RefSeq, a predicted model, not a curated record